AUGGCGGGCCGCGGCCGCCGCGCCUGGCUCAGCGUCCUGCUGGGGCUGGUGCUGGGCUUCGUGCUCGCAUCGCGCCUCGUCCUGCCCCGCGCCUCCGAGCUGGCGGCGGCGGCGCGGCCCCACCGAGCCCGCCCGCAGGGCUGCCGCCCGCCGCCCGCCGCCGCCGCCGCCGCCCCGCCGCGCCGCCCCGGCCCGCCGGCACAGAGCUUCCUCUUCGUGGGGGUCAUGACGGCGCAGAAGUACCUGCGGAGCCGCGCCGUGGCCGCGCACCGAACGUGGUCCAAAACCAUUCCUGGCAAGGUCGAAUUCUUCUCCAGCGAGGGUUCGGACACCUCUAUCCCCAUCCCCAUCGUGCCGCUUCCAGGCGUAGAUGACUCCUACCCGCCCCAGAAGAAAUCCUUCAUGAUGCUCAAAUACAUGCAUGACCACUACUUGGACAAAUACGAAUGGUUCAUGAGGGCUGACGACGACGUUUACAUCAAAGGGGACAAACUGGAGAACUUCCUCAGGAGCCUGAACAGCAGCGAGCCGCUGUUCCUGGGCCAGACCGGCCUCGGCACCACGGAGGAGAUGGGCAAGCUGGCGCUGGAGCCGGGGGAGAACUUCUGCAUGGGGGGCCCAGGGGUGAUCAUGAGCAGGGAGGUGCUGCGCAGGAUGGUGCCGCACAUCGGCGAGUGCCUGCGCGAGAUGUACACCACGCACGAGGACGUGGAGGUGGGACGCUGCGUGCGCAGGUUCGCGGGCGUGCAGUGCGUCUGGUCCUACGAGAUGCAGCAGCUGUUCUACGAGAAUUACGAGAAGAACAAGAAAGGCUACAUCCGUGACCUGAGGAACAGCAAGAUCCACCGAGCCAUAACGCUGCACCCCAACAAGAACCCCCCGUACCAGUACCGGCUGCACAGCUACAUGCUGAGCCGCAAGAUCGCCGAGCUGCGGCACCGCACCGUGCAGCUGCACCGCGAGAUCGUGCUCAUGAGCAAGUACAGCAACACCGAGAUCCACAAGGAGGACCUGCAGCUGGGCAUGCCGCCCUCCUUCAUGCGCUUCCAGCCCCGGCACCGCGAGGAGAUCCUGGAGUGGGAGUUCCUGACGGGGAAGUACCUGUACUCGGGCGCCGACGGGCAGCCGCCCCGCCGGGGCAUGGACUCGUCCCAGCGCGAGGCGUUGGAUGACAUCGUGAUGCAGGUGAUGGAAAUGAUCAACGCCAACGCCAAGACGCGGGGGAGGAUCAUUGAUUUCAAGGAGAUCCAGUACGGAUACCGCAGGGUGAACCCCAUGUACGGGGCAGAGUACGUGCUGGACCUGCUGCUGCUCUACAAGAAGCACAAGGGGAAGAAGAUGACGGUCCCCGUGAGGAGGCACGCGUACCUGCAGCAGACCUUCAGCAAGAUCCAGUUCAUGGAGCACGAAGAGAUGGACGCCAAAGAGCUGGCCAGCAAAAUCAACCAGGAUUCUGGCUCCUUGUCCUUCCUCUCCAACUCGCUGAAGAUGUUUGUCCCCUUCCAGCUCAGCAGGUCCAAAGCAGAAAGGAAGGAGCUCAAAGACAAGAAGAUCAACAUCCUGAUCCCUCUGUCCGGGCGCUUCGACAUGUUUGCGAGGUUCAUGGGGAAUUUUGAAAAGACGUGCCUCAUUCCAAACCAGAAUGUCAAGCUGGUGGUCCUGCUCUUCAACUCCAACUCCAACCCUGACAAGGUGAAGCAGAUCGAGCUGAUGAGAGAUUACCGCUCCAAGUACCCCAAGGCUGACAUGCAGGUUCUGCCGGUGUCGGGGGAGUUCUCAAGGGCGCUGGCUCUGGAAGUUGGAUCUUCUCAGUUCCAGAACGAGUCUUUACUUUUCUUCUGUGAUGUUGACUUAGUGUUUACCACAGAAUUCCUCCAGCGGUGUAGAGCCAACACAGUUUUGGGUCAGCAAGUAUAUUUUCCCAUAAUUUUUAGCCAGUAUGAUCCAAAGAUUGUUUAUAGUGGAAAGGUUCCUAGUGACAAUCAUUUUGCCUUCACUCAGAAAACAGGUUUCUGGAGGAACUAUGGCUUUGGUAUCACCUGCAUUUACAAAGCUGACCUUCUUCGAGCAGGUGGCUUCGAUGUCUCCAUCCAAGGUUGGGGCCUUGAAGACGUAGAUCUAUUUAACAAAGUCAUUCAAGCUGGCUUAAAAACUUUCAGAAGCCAAGAAAUUGGAGUAGUCCAUGUGCAUCACCCUGUUUUUUGUGACCCUAAUCUUGAUCCAAAACAAUAUAAAAUGUGCUUGGGGUCCAAAGCUUCAACGUAUGGGUCCACACAACAGCUGGCUGAAAUAUGGUUUGAAAAAAACGACCCAAAUUUUGGGAAAAGCAGCAAUACUAAUGGCUCAGUGAGGACAGCCUAAUGUCCAGCUAUGCUGGAAAAGACUUUUUUUUUAAUUAUCUAAUUUAUUUUUGGGAAAAUGUUUUUUGAUAAUUCACUUUUAAAAGACCACACAGGAUAUAUUUUAGAAAUCAUCGUUGUUUUCUUACAAAGCGCUCGUUUUGAGAAGAACAAGGCCCUUGGGUUUUUUUGUUGUUGUGCUUUUGGUUUUGAACAAAACUGUGAUCAAUAUUUGCCUUCAAACAAAAAAAAAAAAAAAAACCAAACAAACAAAAAAAAAGUUGUUUAAGAGUUAUCUGAUCAGCGGAAAUCUGACUUGAAUUAGAAUUUCCUUAUGAACAAAAGAUUGUUUCCUGCCGUUUCCGUUGCCGUCUUCACGGCUGGGAUUCUGUAAAUGUGGACCUGAGCGUGCAAAGCCAAGUGACAAAACGCUGUGUCUAAAUGUUUUUGGUGUGACUGCUACCGUGCAAAGAUUCUGCUCCUUUGGUUCAGGAUUAGCCAUUAAUUCUCAAAUUGCGUUAGAAAAUCCGAGUCGCUGUGGCGAUGAGCGAGGGUGGUAAAUCGCAGGAGGGGUUUUAUGUUUUUCCCUAAUAGCUGAUUAUUUCAGUUUAAAAACACACCUCCACUUGUGAUGGGCAGGCGAGGGAAGGAAGUAAGCACAAGCCGUGAUCCGGUCGGUCCUUGUGGGAAUUGUUGUGUUUGGGAUGUUGGGGGAAGAAGCCGUGGUGGGUUCUGUGCUCACAGAACAGAACAGGCUGGGCCGGGCACCAGGGGAUGCUGAGGAGCAGGGGAAGGGCUGGGGAUGGGAAUCUCUGGCAGCCAAAGGACAGCACACAGUGAACAAUCCAAAAUCCCUGAGGAGAACCUGCAGAGCUCCUCUGUCCCCGAUCGCGUCCGUUUCCUCCGGUCACCUGGUGUUAGUGGGAACAAUUAUUGCAUUGGAUUGCUAGUUUUGUUUUGGGAUUUUUUUUUUUUUCUGUAUCUGCUAGACCGUUAAUUUAUUUAAUAUCCAUUGUUUUAGGUUCUUGACCUUUCCUUGAAUAUCUGUUAGUCAUUUUAAUAUUUUAUAUAUAUAUAUAUGCGUGUGUAAAUAUAUAUAUAUAUAUUAGGAAUGUAUUGCAUCUUCUCACUGAUAAGGUAGUGUACAUCAUACUUACAGUAAAUGAUCUCCAAAGAUUACUUUCUAAAAUAUUUUUUCAUGGAUCUUUUUUUUUUCUCCCCCAAAUUUCUUCAACAUUUUUGGAAUGACUUCAGUGAGUUUAGGAAUUUUUUUGGUAUUCUAAGAGGAACUGGGGAUGAGGAGGCUGAAUACAAGGAAAGUGUGAUCCCUAUGAGUUAACACCUAGCAAGGUAAGAGAAAAUACACGAAAUAAAGUGCCUUAAAGCCAGAUAGGGAACCCUGUACACUGAGACUUAGUGACUGGACAUUGUCAUUGAAGCAGAUGAUCUCUUGGGACCUAUGUACCUGUAAAUAUCCUGCUCAGCAGAAACAGAAAAUAAAAACCAGCGAACAAUAUAUUUUUCUAUCGUAUCCUCCAGCCCCAUUUCAUCCCAUUGCCCUCAGUUCCACUUUGCCUGCUCUUUGGGAAGUGGAGGCAAGUGAAGGAAGGGAGAAAACCGAAGGCUUUGGUGGUUGUUGCCACGUUUGAAGGGAUCUUACAGUGCAAUUGGUAUUCCAGUAGAAGAAAUAACCAUUGUUUACACAUGUAUGGAGUAUGAACUGCAACUAGCAUAGAGUCUGUGUCUUACAAUGUUCAUCAUUUUCUGGUGACAGUCCCAAGGAUGUAGGUGCAUGGAAAAUUUUUCUUUUCCUCUCUUUUUUUUUUUUUCCUUUCUUUCUUUCUUUUUUUUUUUUAAGACUUGCUUCUAAGAUGCAAUAAAGAUUUUUUUAUUUGCAA
This is a messenger RNA of Melozone crissalis (California towhee), 4237 nucleotides long. It is a transcript of the gene CHSY1, whose product is annotated as chondroitin sulfate synthase 1. Gene Ontology annotation, cellular component: Golgi cisterna membrane. Bases 1 to 2361 code for a protein of 786 amino acids. Lineage: Eukaryota; Metazoa; Chordata; Aves; Passeriformes; Passerellidae. Gene Ontology annotation, molecular function: glucuronosyl-N-acetylgalactosaminyl-proteoglycan 4-beta-N-acetylgalactosaminyltransferase activity. The transcript is spliced from 3 exons. The record is from RefSeq and is a predicted model, not a curated record.